Messenger RNA from Orussus abietinus, 5480 nucleotides. RefSeq lists its product as uncharacterized. NCBI's taxonomy places the organism in Eukaryota, Metazoa, Arthropoda, Insecta, Hymenoptera, Orussidae. Gene Ontology annotation, cellular component: nucleus. The transcript is spliced from 8 exons. Bases 548 to 3790 code for a protein of 1080 amino acids. Gene Ontology annotation, biological process: regulation of gene expression. The record is from RefSeq and is a predicted model, not a curated record.
CAAAUUCUUAGUUGAACAUGAAAUUCCUAAAAUUCAUAUUUAUUUAGAAAAAAAAAGAAAAAGAAAAGGAAAAAAAAGAGAAAACCAAUUUAUAAAUGGUUUCAAUGCCACUAAUUUUCUCUCGCUCUGAUUGGCCGCCGGCUCGCCAAUAAGAGUCGCGGAGAGUGCACAUUGCAAAGGGACGGUCCACACCUUGCACUACAAUGUUGCAACUUGGCGCCUAGUACGAGCGUCCCGAUUGGCCAAGAGCGUUCGGCAAGUGGGUCACGUGGGCCGCGACGCGGGCUGCAAUUGGCCGAGUCCGCGUCCCUUUAACCGCCGCGCGCACGUCAUAGAACCCGCGGUCACGUGACUCGGGCCGGCGGCCAUCUUGGCAGUUUUCCUCGACGGAGGUAAGGAAGAUCCGUGACGUCGGGGCCCAAAUAAACACAGAGCGUAUGUGAAGAAUUUCCACGCGAGAACGGUUAAUCGGCCGUCGGAGCGGAGCGGAGCCUGUCCCAGCUUGGCAUUUGGUGCUGCUAACGAGCGGCUGAGAUCAUCGGCACCCAUGGAGGCCGCGCUCGAGGAGCCGCUGGUCAAGGACCCUGCCCGCGACGGUCCUGACAAGCUUGGGAUAGAUAAUUUGAUUCCCAAUGGAGUUCACGGAAAGUACGACGAUGAGAGCGAAAAGUUGGUCGACUCCAGCGACGAUGCAUGCGAUGCUCGGCCCGAGAGCAUAGCGGGUGAAGAGGAUAAGCACAAUGACGAGGAAGACGAGGAGGAGGAGGAGGAGGACGAAGAGGAGGAGAUGGAGGUGGAAGAUGGUCAGGGAAGCGGACGGACCAGCGAAGUCGAUAAAGGAGUAGAUUCGAUGGACGACGUUCCCGAUGAAGAGAGGACCGACGAGGAUACUCAUCAGGAAAUGGAAAUUACAGAGGCAUGUGACGACUACAAAGCGUCCGAGUCAGACGACGGUGUCAGUGAGCAAAAUAACGCGAGUGAAGUGUCAAAAACCAACAGCGAGUGUCAAGACGUCAGGAGUGAACCAAUGGAUGUCGACGCUCAGAGUAAUAACUCGGAUGUCGAAUGUUUAGAUGAAUCCGUGACGGAAGUACACUCCGAUACGGAUGAUGUAUUUGCGAUAGAGAAAUCAACCGACGAGGUAGACAGAGAUAAAUCAGGUAGUAGCGACGUUCAAUUUAACGACAGUAGUACAAUAGCUGAAAGCACUUUAGACACGUCCGACGUGAAGAUCUGCGAGGAGAAUGGAAGUUGUGGCAGUCCCGAUAUCGAAGAGAUUACAGAUACCGCUAAAAGCAACGGACGAGCUGCUUCAUCGCAAGACCAGUCACCGGUCAAGGAUCCCCCCAAGAAGAAGGCUCGAAAGCAGAUAGAUCUCAGCACCAUUACUCCGAGGCGUAGCUCUCGCAACAUUAAAAGGACUAGCUACAUAGAAAAGGAAAUCGAGGAGGAGGAGAUAGACGACGACGGUUCCGAUAUAGAGGAGAUCAAGCCGGAGGAUCCUCUGGGUGGAGUCGACACAAAGGACAAAGAGAACUCGAAAACAAAGAGUCCGAUAAAGAACAGCAAGACCACCAUCGUGGUCAGCGACACUAAACGGCUCGUGGAAAUAGCUGCUGGCAGUAAGUCCUCCAAAGGUGGCAAGAAAGAGCCGACGUUAGUGAUCAUAGACACUAAUUCGAUUCUCUCAGGAAGAGGUGGCGUGCCCGUGGGCAAGUCUCACCACUCGAGCUCCAGCUCGAGUUCCUUCUCGGUGGUUCCUAUGGGUAUCUCGGCGGCACAGACCAUGUACCCUAAUAUGAGAACGACCAUAACUCCGGUCCCCUUGCCGAGUAAACCUCCACAGCUGAAUCCCAAGCCAAGCCAAAUCGCGACGAUCACGCCACCGGUUCCUCCGAUACUGCCAACCCUUACGGACGACAUGUUCGUCGUCGAAGCGCCGUCCUUCAUAGUCCCUUACGUAUACGAGAAGCCUCCUAUAAAGCCUCUCAAGGAGUUCGUGUCGAAGCUGGAGAAGAGCAUCGAGGAGUUCGAGAAGGAGGAGAAGCUGAGAAAGGCCGAGGAGAAGAGGAACGAGGACUCGGACUCCCUGGAAGGCGGCAAAGCCGACGAGAGCGAGAACGAGGGCAGCGUGAAGAGCAAGAAAGAUAGCGACGAGCUCGGCGACGGAGUGGACAUCAUCGAGAAGGGCUUGCCGGGCGUCGAGGAGAAGCCCGAGGACCGGAACAGAGUCCCCACGUACUUCGACCUCCCUCUGGGGAAAUUCUUCAUGCAGAUCGGCGUCAACCUCGUCCAGGAAUUCGUCCAGACCGACCUGCUGCGCACUCAGAAGCGGAAGCAGGGCAAGGGGUCCACCUCGGCGGAGACUCAGCUCGCCAUCAACUCCCUCAUCAAAAAUCUGGAGUUCAGCAAAGAGAACAACGAACCAUUCCACUUAGAGAUGAAGAAGUGCGAGUUCUGCAGCUUCAAGACGGAGUCUGCUCUGGUGAUGCAGCAUCACCUCGAGACACCCCACAUGCGAAAUUACGUGUACAAGUGCAACUUCUGUCCCCUGGAGGUGCGCAGCCCCCACGAUAUACUGUUUCACAUGGAGGCCGAACACAAUACCCGCGGUAGAUUAGAACGAGGACCUGCCUUCCAUCAGUGCCCCAAUUGUCCAUUCGAGGAUAACCAGAAGGGCAAGCUGACUCGUCACGUCCUGGCUUGCACCAAGAAGUUCAGACCGGAGCGUAACCUGGAACCAGCCAACGACUGGGAGCCUCCUGCCAAGAUCCCCAGACUGAACAGACCCAGACCUGUCGGGCCUACCAACUCCAUGGCUGCCAACCUGGCGAUGGCUAUGAGCAGUAAAGGUCCCCAACCAUUGCUGCCAAAACUCCUGCCAGCUCCUGUACCUGGACGUGGUCGUGGACGUCCUCCGAUGCAACCUAGGUAUACGGAUCUCAAGACUCUGCGUCCUGGAAGCUCCCCGAUACGACAAGACAACGUUGCAGGUAUGAUGUACCGACCAACGUCUUCAGGGCUGCUGGUGCCAACUACGUACCAGUUUGGCAGCAACCAAAUAUUCCAGAACACGUCGUCUAGCUCGAAAAAUCCCACGGCGAAGCUAUUAAGCCAGCCGAGUAUAUCGAUAACCCCAUUGCCGCGCACCACGUCGCAAACUCCGAUUUCAGGAUCGGGAAGCUCAGCGAAGCCUGGUGGCAAGAACACAUUUGUCAUAUGUGAGAUUUGCGACGGAUAUAUCAAGGAUCUAGAACAGCUGCGGAAUCACAUGCAGUGGAUCCACAAAGUUAAGAUUCAUCCAAAGAUGAUUUACAAUAGACCCCCGCUGAACUGCCAAAAGUGUCAGUUCCGAUUCUUUACGGAUCAGGGAUUGGAAAGACACUUGCUUGGAUCUCACGGACUCGUCACGUCCAGUAUGCAGGAGGCUGCAAAUAAAGGAAAGGACGCGGGACGUUGUCCAGCCUGUGGCAGGGUGUACCAGUGGAAGCUGUUGAACCACGUGGCGCGCGACCACGGAAUGACCCUGAAGCCGGCGCACUUAUCAUACAAGUGCACGGUGUGCACCGCGACAUUCGGCAUGUACAAGCAGUUCGAGAACCACGUGUACUCAGCCCACAGCGUGGUGGCGAAGCGGGUGAUGGACAAGAAGAACGCGCCCUCGUCGCCCUCCUCAAGAUCGAACGACUCGCUGCUUAAGCCGCUCAAGAUCAACGACGAGAUCACUAUAAUACCGCAGCCGGCCAAGCCGACCACCAGGUCCGCCGGGGUCCAGGGGAGAGCGAAAUAGCAAUGAUCGGCCGAGUGAUGCCAGCGCGGGCUGCCCUCGCCCAGGACGACACGCAACCUCGCGGCACUCCGUUGAGUAGCGCCGCAAGCCGUCGGGGGCGCCACCGAAGCCCCCGGGCCCGGCAGCGGAGGCCGAGCCGCGCGUGUACAUGUGUAUGCAUAUAACUAAUGCUUAAGGGACACGGGGAGGGGACUCCGGGCCCUCUCGGGCCGGUGGAGGGGGGCCGCGGGGCCCUCGGGCCGCGAAAUGGCCUCGCUCCCUCCUUGGGCCCGCCGAUCGAGCCGAAGAGACGCGGGAGGUGUAUCGGCCCGCCGGAUGGGACCCCCGGGCCCGAUCCCCCGAGGACGCAACUCGAGGAAAGAGGGGUGGGGCCGAGGAGAUGGCUCCCCCUGGCCGCGCGGUCCCUCGAUCGAUCGCCAGUGCCGACUUGUAUAUUUAUUUAAAAGCGAGGAGUCUCUCGAGUCGCCGGACUCCGUCGCGGGAGGCGGGGCCGAGGGGCCUCGCCGCUGCAGCGGCGCCCGGGCGAGUCCGAGGGACGGGCCUGACCCCCACGCGGAGUCGCGUUUGCCGUAACGAUAUACAUAUUAUAAAUAUACAUAAUAUAAAUAGCCAUGCCGUGCGUAUAUCUCUGUCACUGUCCGAUCUCUCGUUAAGGCCCGAGAGGGGGGAAGGAGGAGGACGCCCCCGGGAGCGAACGACGGGGCCCUGUCUCUCGUAGCUGCGAACGAUCUAUCCGGCGCCGUCGCCUCGACCGGUCGGGGAGGCCAGAGGGAACGAAGAUUGCCCCGAAGAGGUGCUCUCGCCACCUCGCCGCUGGACGAAGUCGGGAAGUAGGAUCGUCGGGUCCCCUCCGACUCGUGCUCGGACGCGUGUGCACGUGUGAGGCGCAGCGGUGCGCGCACUUGGCGCGCGGACUCUACCUUGUGUAUACGGCCCUGGCCGGGCGCGCCUUCGCGGCCCGCCCUGGGACAAGGGCGGCGUCGCCCAACGCGAGAUCAAAAGACUUUUUUCCCUCCGGGACUCUUGGGGCGGUGUCUCUCCCAGGGCCUUGCAAUUAACACCGCUACGGAUUCAACUGCACCUUAUAUAUUUUUCUAACGAAUUAAUUAGUGAAAUUCUUUUCCUCCGUGACCCCCCGCCACCCCCCUCCCAACCUGACCCGAGAGAGGUGGAGGAGAGAGUUCGAGAAAGGCCGAUUAUUUCCGAUAAUCUCGGCGCACGGGGGAAAUUAACGGGUCUCGGCGGCGUUUCUUGAUGUCGUUGGUUUCGGAUACGCUUUCAUGGUGUCUUAACUUCCUUCUCUUUCUGUGCGACGAUGAGUAGGGGAUGCGAGGAAGUGACUUUUUAUGGGGGGUUAGCGUCUUAGUUUCUGACCGUUUUUUUUUUUUUCCUCCCCAAUCUGUGGUGGGAAAUGUUUGAGAUUUUCUGACGUGGAUAUCUCGAGCCCAGGGAUCGUUUACGGAUGGAGGUAAUUUCAUUCGAUCGAAGGGGAAUUCGUGCGAUAAUUACUCUUGUUUCUAGGCGCCUUAGGAAAGAGAAAAAAAAAGAAAUUGGCGAUGGGGCUUCGUACGUCGCGUAUGACCGAGUCGUUAUAGGUUUUAGCCUCUUUAAAUGUCUUUAAAUAUCGUCGAGUACAUAUCUUCAAAUAUGUAUAUUUAAAUAUACACGAUAUAGAUGUUACGUCUUUAAA